Messenger RNA from Cheilinus undulatus (humphead wrasse), 1704 nucleotides. RefSeq names its product TP53 induced glycolysis regulatory phosphatase b (gene tigarb). Gene Ontology annotation, biological process: regulation of pentose-phosphate shunt; fructose 1,6-bisphosphate metabolic process; negative regulation of programmed cell death. Gene Ontology annotation, cellular component: cytosol. Gene Ontology annotation, molecular function: fructose-2,6-bisphosphate 2-phosphatase activity. The record is from RefSeq and is a predicted model, not a curated record. The transcript is spliced from 6 exons. NCBI's taxonomy places the organism in Eukaryota, Metazoa, Chordata, Actinopteri, Labriformes, Labridae. Bases 55 to 864 code for a protein of 269 amino acids.
UACGUCAGCUGCGCAAAGUCAGACCAGGAAGUAGUCACACAACUGCGGGUGAAAAUGUUUACAUUCAGUUUGACUUUCGUGCGACAUGGAGAAACACCAUACAACAGGGAAAAGCUACUGCAAGGACAAGGUGUGGACACGUCCUUAUCAGAGACAGGUGUUCAACAGGGGGAGGCGGUGGGACGAUACCUCAGAGACGUCCCAUUCAACAAUGUGUUUGUCAGUAACCUCCAAAGAGCUGUACAGACAGCUGAACUCAUCGUGAAGAACAAUACUCACUGCUCUGGCAUGGAGAUGGUUUUGGAGCCGCUACUCAGAGAGAGGGGUUUUGGCGUUUGUGAAGGACGUCCCAAAGAGGACUUGAAGAACAUGGCUAACGCUUCUGGCCAGUCAUGUCGUGACUUCACCCCUCCAGGAGGAGAGACUUUGGAUCAGGUGAGGCUGCGAUUCAAAAAAUUCCUCAAAGCCCUUUACAAACGAAUGCUUGAUGAGCACGGCUGCUCGGAACCGCACGCUCCUGCAGGAGCUUCAGAAGCUGCAAAUGGGACUUCUGCUGCCGCCUCAGACGUUGCACUUGAUGGUUCUGCUGACGACGGUCUCCAGGGAGUGUCGGUCCACACGCUGGUCGUGAGUCACGGCGCUUACAUCCGUGUCGCCCAUAAACACCUUGUGGAGGACUUAGCCAGCUCUCUGCCCGCCGGGGUGAAGAUGUCCCACCUGUUUGCACCCUGUCCGAACACGGGGAUCAGCCGGUUUAUCCUCACUCUCAGCCAAUCUGAAUCCGGUUCUCCUGUCCUGUCGGCUGCUUGCUGCGUCUUUACAAACAGGAAGACCCACCUGGAUGACCUCUCAGAUGCUGAAUAAUGUGAAAGGAAGAAAAGAGGGGGUGGCAUGGCUGAUGGGAACAAUUACGAACACUAAAGGGAAACUAAAAUAAAAGACCUCAGAGUUACCGCAGGUAGCUUUAUACAUAAAUACACAGGGUAAGCUGUUUUUUCUAAAUACUCAAGGGUUUGAAUGUGUUCAGUAGUACUGUACUCCUCAUUCUUCCAACAGUGGGCCAGCACAUGUCAUAAUUUAUUUUUAAUUCCAUCACCUCUUUAUCAUUUUAUGCCAAAGUCGGAACAGUUCCAUAUACAAUUUUAAGAACUGCAUGUGUGCGGGGUGAUCACCUUGUUUCAUUUCCUGUUUCUGCUCGUUUACUCGUGCAAUAUGAAAUCACUGUAUCUUUGAGUUUUAUACAUAUUUAUAGAUGACAAAAAUAACUGCAAAAAGACAUCUAUGACAUUUGUAUUUGUUUUUAGGUGCUACAUAUUCAUGCGUGUUUAUUUCAGGACCUCUUAGUGUUGUCUAUUUUUAGAGUUUUAUUCCCAGAUGAAUGCUUGAGACUUGAAGCCCCUCAUGGCUUUCAUAAUUCAAAAACAACAUGAUUUGUUAGCGCCAAAGUGCAAGGUAAAAUAAACCUUAAAAUAACACAAAGGAAUUUAAUAUUCUGCUACAACACAUAUCAAGGAAUCAUAGAAAAUCUCCACCCAGACGUUUGUGUUGCACAGUAUUUAUGAAGUGCUUGUUCAAAUGGGAUUUGAUGUGUCAUUGUAUUUCCAUUAAAUUUCUACCUACUGAUGAGUACACAAGUGAAGUAUGCUGCCAUCUCCAGUUCUGUGCUGCUUGUUUUAUUUGUGCAAUAUAAAAUGACAAUACUGA